This is a messenger RNA of Mucor mucedo, 480 nucleotides long. RefSeq lists its product as uncharacterized. The transcript has a single exon. Lineage: Eukaryota; Fungi; Mucoromycota; Mucoromycetes; Mucorales; Mucoraceae. The coding region runs from base 10 to 234 and encodes 74 amino acids. The record is from RefSeq and is a predicted model, not a curated record.
ACCAAUUUUAUGUAUUUAGACAAUAAAGUGAUUUUAGCCAAUCAAUUUUGGAAAUCCGACAUUUAUAUAAUUCUUCUUUUAGGGCAAACAGCAUUAAGUUUGACUGUAUCCCAUAGCACUCCUCACACUCUCAUGAAAGAGAUCGCCCAAAUGGAACUGUGCACAGUUCAUAUUCUGGCCGGACCCCGGAUUAUUUUCUUUUUUAAGAAACCUUUCAGGCAUUUUUUUUUCUGAGACUGAAAAUAGAACUCAAUUAAACCAACCUCCCUUGUUUACCCUUUAUUCCCUUUCUUCUCUUACAUACACAUAUAUAUAUACACACACAAUAAUAACAAUAAUGGAAACAGCCGUUCGAAAAGCAACUCGUCUUGACUACAAUCCACCGAAACAAAAGCAUUUACAAAGUGAGUUUACAGAAUAUAAACGAUAUCAAGUACUCAUAGAAAAAGCUGUAUAGCGUUGACUAGUUUAACGUUUCAA